Molecule: messenger RNA, 3071 nt
Organism: Seminavis robusta
Lineage: Eukaryota; Bacillariophyta; Bacillariophyceae; Naviculales; Naviculaceae
Source: the annotation of a GenBank genome assembly
UAUUCAACCAACAACCAUGGUUGUCCUGCCGUCGUUGUCGUUCACAACACUGGGGAAAGCAUUGACAUUGACAUUGGCGCUGGGGGCAGCAUGUCUGAUUACAGCAACAGCAGCACAAGAAGAUCCACCUGUAACGACGUCGGACAUCAGCACCCUUCGAAACAUGAAUUUGACUCUCCGAGUUGGCGCCGCAGGUUUUCCGCCACUGGUGUAUCAGGCCGACACUGAUAGGUGGAAAACAAGCCCCGCUUCAGCGCAGCUCAACACAACACUGGCUGGGUUCCAAAUAGAUCUCCUCGCAGCCCUUCAGAACAUUGCAGCUCGAGAAGAAUUUGGAAUCAACCUUUCAUUCGACAUUGAGUAUGGCACAGCCUUGAUAGGAGCUGGGGUUGUCUUCAAUCUGCUCGCCAGCGACUGCUACAACAGCACGGAUGCUCAACGGGGGCGAUACAACACCACCGACUGUGGAAAGUAUGAUAUUCUAGCUGGGGCUCUCUUCCCUAGCCCAGAACGGACGCGUCGCGCCGAUUUUUCUCCAGCAAUCUUUUCCGACUACGUCGCCGCCAUUCGAUAUGAAAAUGGAGCAGCAGGCCUCUCCAGCUUUGACAGUGUGAUGCAGGCAAAUGGCACCGUUUGUACCCAAUUCAUCCAGCGAAAGUCCCUGGUCCAUGCCCUCUACCCCAAUUUGACUUUUAUAGAGUGCCAGAGUGGCGGCACGGAUAGUACCCGUGAAUGUAUUGAAAUGCUCAAAGCUGGCCAAUGUGACCUCCGCGUGGGCCGGGCCAUAUACUUGAAAUACGAUGCCUUGCUGGACCCAACACUCAUCGAGACGCAAGAACAAAUCCAGCGCAACUUUGUUACGUGGCCCUUGCGGUACGAUUUGGAUCCAUCCAUACGACACAUGAUAAAACAAUGGAUCUACAUUGCGGUGGCGGAGAGCGAGGUGGAGCGGAUCUACAAUAGAUAUUUCACCUACCAACAGUGUCCGUUGGGGUAUGCAGGACAAGACUGUCAAGACUACUGCCAUCCAACACACGGUCGGGCUGAUCGGCACGGAAAAUGCAUCUGCAAUUCGAUACAAUAUACGGGCGUGGAUUGCGCUAGCGAGGUCUCGCAUGAUCCUGGAUUGAUCCCUUCCUACCAAUUAGUUCUGGGGUAUUGCAUGUUUGCGAUCAAUGUUGGAGUGGUCUUAGCCUGUGCUGUAUGGCUGCAUCGCAACCGGGCUCGUCCACGAGUGGUAAUGGCGCAGCCUGCUCUGCUGGCCCUCAUUCUCGUGGGCUGCAUCAUCAGUUCCUCAACAAUAGUGGCAAUGAUGCAGGAAGCUGCGCCCGGACAAACGGUACAUCAUUGCAUGCUUAUCCCAUGGCUCUACUCAGUUGGGUUCUCGGUGACGUUUGGAACGCUCUUUGCUCGGAUCUAUCGCGUCCAAAAGAUCGUACUAAAUGCCACACAAAUGCGCAAAGUCAAAGUCACAACGUUAUCGGCCAUUCGAUGGAUUGCUCUGGUCCUGGUCGUCGACAUGGCCAUUCUUUCCACUUGGCAGGUUGUAGACCCCAUGUCUUGGAAGCGUUCGGUGGUCCUACAGGACAAAUUUGGAACAGCCCUGGAGAGCGAGGGAUACUGCCACUCCAAACAUUGGAAGUGGUUCAUUGGUGCUAUUUGCACCUUUCACUUCAUUCUGCUUGCCGUGGGAUCUUUCAUGUGCUACUUGUCGAGAAAAUACCCAGCAGAAUUGAGUGGAGCACAUGGUACUUCAGUUGCUAUGGUCAUGAAUCUACAGACAUUUGUGAUUGGAAUACCCGUGCUGCUUCUUGUUGGCACCGACCCAAACACCAGCUUUUUCCUCAGGACUGCCAUUAUAUGGAUAAAUGAUCUGGUGGUGGUUGCCGUGGUAUUUGGGGAACUUGUGUUUGCGAAAGCAGAAGCGACCCCUGUUGGAGAACUCCUUCGAGCAGUGAGCGCAAUUCCGCACCAGAAUUCGCAAAGAAGUUUGAGCACCGUCGACUCGAGACGGACCGCCGACUCAAGACGGACCGCCAACUCAAGACGGACGCAGUCGAGGAGACUUACCAGCAGACUUACCAGCAGAUUUUCACUCGGUACUACUGUACACGACUAAUAUCUCACAAGAUGGGAGCUCAGAAUUGUUUGCCCUUGCGACCAAAAUGCAACAAAAAGGAAGCCCAGAAGUGUUUGCCCAUGAGGGUCUCCGUGAUUGAGUUUUGUUGCGCCAUUGGAGGUUGACGCUACAGUUAUUCAGAGGAGGCAGGGGCCAAAGACUUCCAUCUCUUCUCCCGCGUUCAGCACCUUUUUGUGCUGGAGCCCUACACCAAUACUUCCAGCGGUCUAUUCAAGUGGUGACUCAGUCAAGGUCAUGUUGGUCUUUCAUUCUUGGAGUGAUGCAUUUCAGGGCCUCCACCACCUCACCUCUGUGGGCCAUACCCAAUGAAGACCGAAUGCCAUUGUCUCCUGCUCUAUCGCCUCCUGGAUUGAAGAUUGACAUGGAUAUCGUUCCCUGUGUUCGAACAUUUUCACCAACACUUUGAGCGGUCUUCGAGGCCCUUUCGGAUCCCUGGGUUGUAAAAGAGAUUGCAUUGGCUCCCUGUUCUGCCUUCAUCCUCAUUGUGCUGAGAUCCAGGUCCAAUUGGCAACGUCUCGUGUGGAUGUGGCUCUGUACAGCAAGAUUUGGUUGUGCCUUGCCUUUGCCCAGUGGAAGAUGUUUGCCGAUUGGGUCUGGCCCCACUGAGGUCACGGUCGGUGAUCAAUGGAAGCAGGGUGGUGUGGAAGUUGCCUAUACCGGUACCCGUUGGGCUGCAGAUUUCUGUCCCACUAGCUACAUGUACGACGAUGUUGGAUGGAUGGCACAAGGAUUGCUCUCUGUGCUGGUACUCCAGUUCCAAUGCUUUGAUAUAUCUUUCCAAUUCUUCCAUCCACCGUCAACGUACAAAUCGACCGCGCGACACUACAAAACCCUCUUUGCGUCUCCGCUCAAGAAUCAUCUGUUAUAAACAAGAGCUAUAGAUCAAAUCCAUGAUCCAUAACUUUCAAUAAUCAUGCUAAGCAAAAGUUUG